Messenger RNA from Closterium sp. Naga37s-1, 588 nucleotides. The record is from the annotation of a GenBank genome assembly. NCBI's taxonomy places the organism in Eukaryota, Viridiplantae, Streptophyta, Zygnematophyceae, Desmidiales, Closteriaceae.
AUGCCGCAGGAUGUGCCCUGGAAGCUUCUCAGCACGGACCAGCAGCGGACAGCCCAGCAGGCCUAUGGGGACUUCCAAUCUCAUGAUUACUUGCUCACGUGGCACUGCGAUAGGCGCGGCGUGCCGUUUGCCACAUGGCAGUUUGAAGAUUUCAUCUGCGCUGCGUAUUGGCGCUGUCUCGAUAAGAAAUCCCUGCGCUUGUACCCAUAUACGCUGGGGUACGCUCUGUACGGGGCAGAGUACCCCAUAUUCCACUACAACGAGGGGAAAGCAGGAGUGCCCACAAAGGAUGCCCCGAACUUCCACAAAGCUGCCCGCAUGUGCGCACGUGUCCGGAAUUGGCUUCGCACUACAAUUCUGCAACCGGGAGGGCAGGUGGGGGGCCCGACUUGGGUGCCUGGUGAGAAUGCCUGGCAGUUCAGCCAGAGGGAUCACUUCAAGGUGUACAUCAGGUACCCCCCAAUUGAGGAAGUGCGUUCUCUCCCCACCGAGAUAGUCGGGGACAAAAUGGAGGACCCGGACGUCCAGGACAACCCGAUCCUUGGUAAUGGUGUUGCUGCUGCCGACACCCAUGGUGCUGUUGGUUAG